AGAAGAAUUACAGUAUCACAACAUGGUGGAGUGGACACAAGCUCUUGCUGGAAUGAAACAAUUCCUUGUAAAACCUUAGACUAUGCCUUAGCUCAUGUAAUUAAUUCAACUCUUGUGCAGCUAAUAGCUGGAAAGAAGCCGUACAAUCUCAGCCAGCAUUUUGACUUCAUGAAUUUGCACGGGUUCGAAUUGGUUGGCGAUCCGUACUCGAUAGUUUCCAUCGAAUGCCCCGGGAAUAGAGGCAGUUUAUCCUUUGAAAACAGCGACAAUAUUACUCUGAGCGGAAUCUUGCUGCGUGGCUGUGGCGGACUGCAUGCAAGUACCACUGGCAGAGAUUUUAAAUAUCCCCACAUCAAGUUUUAUUCAGCUGUUUUUCUGGUGUACUGUAAACACAUUGUUAUCGACCACUGCAAUAUUGUCGACAGUCCCGGAAUUGGACUUAACAUGUACGACAUUGGUGGUGAGGUUCGUAUUUCACAUUCUCGGUUUGAGAACAAUCGGCCGGAUAACUUAAAAGAUGAUGAAAAAGAUGUAGCAAUUGCAGGAGGUGGCAUUUACAUGGAGUUAACCUACAGGGGUGGAACUUUUCCCUUUGAUUUCAAUUCAACAACAUUGGCUCAGUUUGACACCAACAGUAGUUACACUUUCUACAACUGUACGUUCAAAAAGAAUUGUGCACCAAGUCAACCGUAUGAAACAAUAGUCAAACUUCCAAUUGGGGACGAUCACAUUCCCUUUGGAAGAGGAGGAGGUUUGUCUAUAUUUGUCAAUGGGAAAGCAGAAAAUAAUGUUAUUCAUGUGACUAGAUGUCAGUUUGAAGAAAAUACUGCCAUUUGGGGUGGCGGGAUUUUCAUAGAAUUUCAUGACAAAGUGCAAAACAACACAUUUGAAGUAACAGACUGUGUGUUUCAUAACAACAAUGCUACGUAUGCUGGAGGAGGCAUCAGAAGUGGUACCACUGCUGGAGACCAUCAGCUAGGGUUACUUCCAAACAAAAUGAAGUAUGAACUUUGCAAGUUUGAAAACAAUACUGCCAUCUUAGGAGGAGGAGUAUCAUUUUAUGAAUGGCAAUCUUUUUUCAAAGGCAAUGGUGAUGGGCUUUAUAUAGAAUACAAAAACUGUACCUGGAGGAACAACACAGCAACAAUGGGUUCUGCUAUUGGAAUGUCUACGCAGGCAGCAGUAAAUGGUCUCCCAAAUUCUGUCACAAGAGGAACUAAACUUUAUGUUAUUGUUCUUGAGGACUGUAAUGUCACAAAAACCACAUAAUAUUGACAGAAGAUGAAAAAGUCAUUGGCCAAGGAGCAAUUUAUUCCUACUCCCUACCAGUCAUUUUUAAAGGAGUUGUGUACAUUGAACAUAAUGACAAUACUGCAAUGGUGGUUGAGAAUGUUGUGCUGUACAUUUUUGGUCAUGUGACAUUCCGAAAUAACUCAGGAGGGGAGGGGGGUGCACUAGGAUUGUAUGGCCUUUCAUUCUUAAUGCUUAUGCCAUACAGCACCCUUCACUUCUUUAACAACACUGCCCAAAAGAGAGGUGGCGCUAUUUAUGUGAAAGACUCUGGUCCUCCUGUGGUGGCCUUCAAUACAACUCAGCUUAAGACACGACAGUGUUUCCUUGCCUAUAACUACAGCUUCAGUCUACAGAAUAUCACGGAAUGGCAAACUCAAAUAGUUUUUGAGGGUAAUCUGGUAGUAGCAACAGGUGGUGGAGACUCAGUGUAUGCUUCCACUCUUCAAGGAUGCCGUGAAGAUGGAGUACCUCGCAUAAACCACAGAACUCUGGAGUGGGAAGACACAAUUCUAUAUCGGGAUGAAAACAAGAGCAGUGAAGCACAAAUAUCUACUGAUCCAGUCCUAAUCAAGUUCAAUGAAAAUGAGUGGAUGGUUUCUCCAAGUGAAGUCUUCGACCCAACUGUUGAGUUAAUUGAUGAAAAGGACAGUUCUGUUUUAGGUGUUGUUAAAGUAACCAUAACUGAAGAACAAAAUCAAAAUGCUGCAGGCAAUGUUGGACUUGGAACAGCUUCUAAGUUGUUUCUAGUGCUUGGAGAUCAUCCCAAGAUCUACAGCUUGCAUCUUGUUGGAGGUGUAAAACGUCCAUUUAAAGUUCAACUCAGCACUGUUGUGGGUCGUGUUGUGCAGAGUUCUUCCAAAGGGAAAUUGACUUUACAACAUUGUAAUGAUGGAUUUGAGCAGACAGAUAGCAAGACCUGUUCUUGUAUCUCAAGCUCUGUUGAGUCAGGUAUUUCAAACUGUAGUUCAGAUGCCAAGUAUGUGUUCUUAAAGAGAGGAUAUUGGGGUGGAGUAAAAGACAAUAAAUUCAGCACAUACCCUUGUCCACCAUAUUACUGUAAUCUCUCUGAACGUGAACCAACUUUCCGAUACAGUCCUGAAACAAUGUGUACCAAAGGACGCGAUGGUACAAGCAUUCUGUGUGGAGCAUGCAAACAUGGCUACUCUGUGAAUUUAGGCAAUGAACAGUGCAGACCAUCAUGUACAAAUGUCCACAUUUUACUUUCUCUGGUAUUCUUUUUUGUGACACCUGUGCUGGUCCUAAUGGUGUUUCGGAUCAAUUUGGACAUCUUCACC
Messenger RNA from Pocillopora meandrina, 2588 nucleotides. NCBI's taxonomy places the organism in Eukaryota, Metazoa, Cnidaria, Anthozoa, Scleractinia, Pocilloporidae. The record is from the annotation of a GenBank genome assembly.